GCGCUCCCUCAGUGCGCAUGUGCGGUGCAUUCUUUAGCUCCAGAUUUUCCAUUGCUAAAUUCUUCUACAUAAAGUGAUUUAACUUUAAAUUUAGAGUUAUGCGGCCUCCAAAUACCUCAUUGUUUGUCCGGAACAUCGCAGAUGAGUCCAGGCCUGAGGAUUUGCGGCGUGAGUUUGGCCGCUAUGGGCCCAUAGUAGAUGUCUACAUCCCUCUUGACUUCUAUACACGACAGCCCAGAGGAUUUGCAUACAUUCAAUUUGAAGACGUGCGCGACGCUGAGGAUGCACUCCACAGUCUGGACAGGAAGUGGGUCUGUGGCCGACAGAUCGAGAUACAGUUCGCCCAGGGUGACCGCAAAACACCAAACCAGAUGAAGUCGAAGGAGCGGCGAUCACCAGGGGGACGCUCUCCAGGACGAUCCUCUCGCUAUGACGACUAUGAUCGAGACAGUCGCCGUCGACGAUCACGCAGUCGUAGCUACGAGCGGUAUCGCUCCCGCAGCCCUUCAUAUGACCGCCACCGCCGACGCUCUCCCAGCCCCCGAGAAUCUCACCGAAGACGAAGGAGCAGAAGUCAUGAAGAUGCCGG
This is a messenger RNA of Boleophthalmus pectinirostris (great blue-spotted mudskipper), 589 nucleotides long. Its product is annotated as serine/arginine-rich splicing factor 10-like. Gene Ontology annotation, molecular function: RNA binding. The annotation marks the transcript as partial. Lineage: Eukaryota; Metazoa; Chordata; Actinopteri; Gobiiformes; Gobiidae. The transcript has 5 exons. The record is from RefSeq and is a predicted model, not a curated record.